AUGCGUAGAAGACAAGAGUCGCAAAUGGGAAGCGUGAACUCAUCCCCAAAUAAGGAGUUUGAAAUUGUGCCAGAUUCACAAAUUUCUGGGUUUGAUUCCCCUUUGAUACCGACCAGUGUAGGCAGUAACUUUCGCGAUGACGAUGACGAUGAGAAGAUGCAACCUAACUUUAUCAGCGAUACUGAAAACGACGAUUUGGAUAGUGAUGAAGAGUUUUCUAGUCUAGAACACAGCGAUUUAAAUCUUCCUAGUACCAAUGCGGAGUUUGAAGACGAUUAUGAUCCGAUCUUAAAGAGAACCAUCAUCUCCAAAAGGAAAGCUCCAGGCAAUGACGAAGGUGAAGAGAUUUUGAAGACGCCCAAGAGAUUAAUCAAUUACGUCCCUUUGAAAAAUUUCAAUCUAGGUGACAGUUUCGAUAACACGAUCACUACUAAAGUGGCAAAGUUACAAGACUUGAAAAAAGAAAUAUUGGAUUCACCUCGAAGGAAUACGAACAUAGUGAUAACUAGUAACACCGUAGCAAAGAGUGACUUACAGAAAAGCAUAAAGUUUGCCGGGUUUAUCCCGGAAAUUUAUCUGGAUUUAAUCACAAAGGAAACCAUAUCAGAUAAGUAUAAAGAUUGGUAUUUCAUCUCUGAAAACUGCCAUUAUGAGGAGUUGAUGGAUUUGGAAAUGAAAGAUAUGGACUAUUCAUUCUUUUUUGGUAGCACUAGUUUUCAAGGUAACGUUCCUGAAUUUGUUCGCUUGAAAUGUCCCGACAUCACGAACUUACUAGUCUUAUUUGGUGUCAACCAAGAAAAGUGCAACUCAUUAAAAAUCAAUUACGAGGAAAAGGAAAAUGCCAAGCACGAUAACUUAUGCACAAUUUUCCCCGCCAACAAAAUGCUCAAAUUUUUGAUGUAUUAUUAUAAUGAUGAUGAAAAUGCUAAGGAGGUCUUUCUAAGAGCUUUCAUAUGUUUAAUUUUGGAUAGAAAUGUUUUCAACGCCAUGGAAUCAGAUCACAGGGUGUGUUUUAAAGUUUUGGAAUUAUUUGAUGAGACCUAUUUCAUAAAUUUGUAUUUUGAAAUUGUGUCCAAAAACGAUUUUUUUUUACAUUAUAGGUUACUACAAAUCUUCCCCAACCUACAAAACGCAUUACUCAGAAGACGCUUUAAUGAAAAUCAAGGCCAAAUUGAAACUAUGCGGCAAAAUUUAAUCAAUGAAUUUAACGAAUUGUUUGACUGUAAAAACUAUAAAAAUCUACUAUAUUUUAUUUUAACGAUGUAUGGUUCGAGAUUUAUUCCUUUUGGUCCCAAAUCUCAAGUCACAGAAUACUUCAAAGACUGUAUAUUGGAUAUUUCUAAUGAAACGACAAAUGACGUUGAAAUUUCUAUUUUGAAGGGAAUAUUAAAUUUGUUUUCUAAAAUCAGGUGA
Messenger RNA from Saccharomyces paradoxus, 1413 nucleotides. It is a transcript of the gene KRE29, whose product is annotated as Smc5-Smc6 complex subunit KRE29. The coding region runs from base 1 to 1413 and encodes 470 amino acids. NCBI's taxonomy places the organism in Eukaryota, Fungi, Ascomycota, Saccharomycetes, Saccharomycetales, Saccharomycetaceae. The record is from RefSeq and is a predicted model, not a curated record. The transcript has a single exon.